Lethenteron reissneri (Far Eastern brook lamprey) is the source of this 6232-nucleotide messenger RNA. RefSeq names its product guanine nucleotide-binding protein subunit alpha-11-like. Gene Ontology annotation, biological process: phospholipase C-activating dopamine receptor signaling pathway; adenylate cyclase-modulating G protein-coupled receptor signaling pathway. NCBI's taxonomy places the organism in Eukaryota, Metazoa, Chordata, Hyperoartia, Petromyzontiformes, Petromyzontidae. The record is from RefSeq and is a predicted model, not a curated record. Gene Ontology annotation, molecular function: guanyl nucleotide binding; G-protein beta/gamma-subunit complex binding; GTPase activity. Gene Ontology annotation, cellular component: cytoplasm; heterotrimeric G-protein complex.
CCACACGCACGGUCACCACUCACCACUCACGCGCCCACCGCACGCACGGUCACCACUCACCACUCACGCGCCCACCGCACGCACGGUCACCACUCACCACUCACGCGCCCACCACACGCACGGUCACCACUCACCACUCACGCGACCACCACCACCGCCGCCGCCGCUUCUCCGCGAGUAUUGGUUACACCUGCUGUUGCUUUUGUACUCACUGUUCAUACUAAUACUACUGCUGUUGUUACUGAUCCUGCUGCUGCUACUCCUUCUGCUACUACGACCAAUACUACCACUGUUAUUUUCACUGCUCCGACUGUUUGCUACUGCUGCCAACACGACGACCCGUGCGUGCUGUGUUGCUGUUGCUGGUGAUGGCCGUGGCUGUCGGUGGCGGGGGUUCAGGCGUCGCUAUGAGCGCCCUCCCGUCCAGUCGCGAUUGAGGCUCCGCGAGCCUCCCACUCCCCACGGCCUCUGAAAUCCACCCGAGGGCAACUCCACCAACUCCACCACCACCACCAACUCCACCACCAACGACAACGACGACGACUUCAACAGUUGUGGGCAGAUUGAGUCAAGACUCGCCGAGCUGUAGGGAUUGUUUACAAGUAGCUGUUUGAAUUUGUAGAGACCGGUUAGCGUUUUUUGUUAUUAUUUUUGUUAUUUUUUGUUUGUUAUUUUUGGUCGUAUUAAAUGGCGUGCUGCCAAAGCCCACAGCAGAAGGAACAGAAGGUAAUCAAUGACCUCAUCGAAGAUCAGAUUCGCAAGUCCAAGUCCAAGAGGCAUCUAGAGUUAAAGCUGCUGCUUCUGGGCACGGGUGAGAGCGGCAAGAGCACCUUCAUCAAGCAGAUGCGCAUCAUCCACGGCUUGGGCUACACCGAGGAGGACCGGCGAAGCUUCGCCAAGCAGGUCCACCAGAACGUGCUGGCCAGCGUGCAGAGCCUGGCGCACGCCAUGCACACCCUGGGCAUUCCCUACGAGAAGGAGAGCAACCGGGCGCAGGCACGCUUUGUCCAGGAGUUGGACUCCAUGAAGAUGAACAGCCUGAACGACCAGUGCGCUCGCGCCAUCGCCAGCCUGUGGGCCGACGCCGGCAUGAAGGCCUGCUACGAGCGCCGCCGGGAGUUCCAGAUCAGCGACUCCACCAAAUACUACCUGAACGACCUGAGCCGGCUGGUGUCCCCUGGCUACGUGCCCACCCAGCAGGACGUGCUGCGAGUCCGCGUGCCCACCACCGGCAUCAUCGAGUACCCCCUAACGCUCAACAAGAUGGUCCUCAGGAUGGUGGACGUGGGGGGGCAGCGCUCCGAGCGCAGGAAGUGGAUCCACUGCUUCGAGAACGUGGAGUCCGUCAUGUUCCUGGCGGCACUCAGCGAGUACGACCAGGUGCUCAUGGAGGAAGGCCACGUGAACCGCAUGCUGGAGAGCCUGGCGCUGUUCAGCACCAUCCUGGAAUGCCGGUGGUUCGUGGAAUCCUCCAUUAUCCUCUUCCUGAACAAAAAGGACAUCCUGGAGGAGAAGCUGCAAAAUUCGAACCUCGCCGAUUACUUCCCGGCCUACCGAGGCAAACCGAAGGAUGCAAAGGCCGCCCAGCAGUUCAUCCAAGAGCUGUACCUCCAGGCCAACAAGGACAAGAGCAAGAUCGUGUUCUCGCACUUCACGUGCGCCACCGACACCGACAACAUCCGCAUCGUGUUCGCUGACGUGCGCCACACGGUGCUCAACGAGAACCUCAAAGUCCACAACCUCAUCUAAGAAGCCUCGUCCCUCCGUCCCCCUCGCACACCGAGCGGCAGCUUCCGUCUGCUUGCAAGCGACGAGCGAUGCCGACUCCCUGCCACGACCGCCACCAGCAGCGCCACCACCAUUAACAUCACCGCAGGCACUGCUGCCACUACAAUAACCACCGACGACGCUACGCAACCGACAUCAUCCCCGCAUCAGCACGCUGCAUCAGCAGACACACCAGGGUGUCAGGACUGCCAGUAAACCUUUCCCAUCGUCGCCAGCGCAAGCCAUGUCCUGCGGAAGCGGAAGGCCACCGUAGAUGGAAGAGACGCUGACGUGCAGCGUCUGUUUAGGAUUUCGUGGCCUGUCGCACAGCAGCGCAACUAGACUGAGUUCGCGGCUGCGAAUGCAUCCUCUCUAUAGGAUGAGCCGUCCUUUAAUCAGUGAUGAGCCGGGAACCCGCAAAGGAGACAGAAAGUCUCGAAGAACCCCGGAUCUUCGUUUAAAUACUGGGUAUAUUCUAGUUGUCAUGUGAGCGCAGCGCACAGCACACUUUGAUGUCGAUGGGAACCCAAGCAGCCACCGUGGCCCACGCAGUCGUGAGGCCGUACUUUGCCAUCGCGUGCCCUCACCCCGCCGGCGCAAACUUGGGGGCUGAGAUGAUGGCAUGAUCUAUAAAUUACACGUAAUUUAAAUAUGCAACUUCAUUACUUGUGAAAUUUGGUAUCUAAAUUACAUGUCUCAUUGUAAUUGGCAACUUGUAUCUAAAUUGCACGCGAUGCAGUUUAAUCGGUUGUCUACAUCUAUGAUGAUACUCUACAUUUUAAACGAUGUACGGAUACUAUAUUAGUCAAAAGUAGCGCAGCGGUUGUAGAAUAUGCAAGAAACCAGCAGCAGUUCCUGAAGAACUGUAUCGUAGUCUUCUUGAAUUAGGUGACCAUCACAAUAAAUGUGAGGAAACAAAACUACCAACAGCAGUGAUGAUGACGAUGCAGUCAUAGACAACUGUAGGCCAGCUUCAUCAUCAUUCUGACUUAUCAGCACGGCACAGUUACCAAUGCUCACUGCUGCAGAGUCUGCCUCUGCAAACCGUAGAUUUGGAGUCCCCACUUCCAUUACAUGACUCCAGUGGUCUGAACAUUGAGGCACUCUCCCGGACGAAGUGUGAGUAUCUCGCAAACAUUAUGAAAAGCCAUAACGUCGAUGUUCUGACACUCCAAAAAACCAACGUUUGGGAUGCCCUACAUGGCAGUCACUACAACAUCCAUGGAUACAUCCUCACGACGAGCCACUACCACCCAAAAUGUGGCUUGGCCACAUACGCGAAGAACCCCAUCACAGACACUUAACUAUUUUUUAUAUUUUACCAGGUAAGGCCCACUUAGCGAUAUAGUUCUUUUUCACAAACGGCCUGGCCACAAAUGAUAGCUCAGUGACGUGGCUUAUCAUGUGGAAAUGUAUAGCAGCCAAAUAUUCUAAACGCAUGGAACUGAAAAAGAAGCCACCAGCAUCGAGAUGGGGGAGCUGCACGUCACCAACCUAAUUCAAAAUGUCUAAAGCCAGCACUUCCAAGUGCACCGAUCCCAGCCCUAUACGCUCGUGACUUGUGGAGCUAUUCAUUAAAUCAGACCGACGGCGAAGACCUCACUGACUGGAUGUCUGCCAAAGAUUUCACCUGGGUUUUGAUCCCAAGCAGCAAGCAACAUAGGCCCAUCAUCACCCACAUCGGCAUCGCAAUCCCAUGAUUCUGUCCAAACGGUAACCAAGGUGGGACCUGGUUAAAGCUCACUAAGGAGGCUUUAGAAAGAGUGGUGAGUCAAAUUGCUGUGGCACCGGAAUGAUAUCACCAAUUUGUUGGCCUCCUGACUGCAGCUGCCAAGAAGAGCAUCCCCCGAGGCUUCCGGAAAGAUUGCACUCCCUGCUGGACAAAGGAGAUCCAGGGCCUGCUCCGACAGUGCAAGCAGUCAGGCAACCUACAGGUUGAAAGGCCCUGCUAGAGUAUAUUCUUAGGUUUUUUUAGGUAAAGUCACGUAGGUAAAAAAUUAAAAUUAAUAAAAUAAAAAUAAAAAUCACGACGUUUCGGAGGCAACACAAGCUUCCGGCUUCAGUCGUGAUUUUUCUUUUAUUAAUUUUAAUUUUUUACCUACCUGACUUUACCGAAAAAACCUAAGAAUAUGAAUCCUUGCAGUCACGAAAGCUUCAAAUCUAGAAUUAAUACCCUGCUAGAGUCUUUAGACUCAGCCAGAUGUCAGCGGUGUUUUGAGUGUGUUGAAGGCCCUGGAUUUUGCACACUUCGGCCGCCGUGCCUGGGCCCCACUACAACGCCUGGGUGCUGCUAAUUCAAUAGAAUACUGAACUGCAAGAGUCCUGCCCAACUCUAUAGCCUCCAUACUAGUGGAGAACACAAAAGGACAGCUCGACAAAAACCACCAAGUGAGAGAUCCAUCACCAAUUACACCAGGUAAUGGCCUCAAUUUUUUCACAAUGGAGAAAGGCAAGGCUGCUGGCAGAGAUUGUAUCCCCCCUGAAUUCUUCCAUCACUUAGGCCCAAGAGGACACCAAUAGCAGGCAAAACUGUCCACUAAAACCAUGAAAAGUGGAUACAUACCACAAAAAAGCAUAGCGGGAGGCGAUGGUCAUUGCCAUUCCCAAACUGGGCAAGCCGACCUGGGAAGCUCUAGGCCAAUAUCGCUCCUAUGCACCACCUAUAAACUCCUGGAAUGCAUCAUCCCCUGAAGAAUCGGCCCCCUCGUCGAGUCAGCGAUCCCUGAAGAACAAGCGGGAUUCCGGCCUGGACGCAGCUGCUGUGAUCAAGGCAUGCAACGUACAUCGAGGGUGGAUUCCAGAAGAAAGCCAAGACCGGCGCAUCCUUUGUGGACUUGUCAUCGCCCUACGACACAGUCUGGGUUAAGCGCUUGAUGUUGAAGCUCGCUUAGGACCAUUCCCUGCCUCGAAACAAUACUCAUAUGGAUGAUGCUAAGCAAUAGGCGACUGCGUGUCUCUAUGGGAGACAAAUUCAGCUCACAGCGGUUCCUCAACCAUGGAUUGCCACAAGGUUUGGUGCUCGCGCCAACGCUCUUCAAUGGCUACAUGAGUGACACGCCACCAACCGGGUCACGCAAAUUACUACGUGCGGAUGACCUUCGCCUGGCAGCGCAAGCAGCCCCUUUCAAUGACAUCGAAUCCACUCUGAACCAAGACCUAAACACCAAAUGGAGGCUCAAGCCAAAUCCCCACCACCUGAAUAAGGUAGCCGCCAAGACCCAAACAAGAGGUCAACCUGCUCCAGAAACUGGCAACCACAAGCUGAGGAGCAUCAGCACCCUCAGUGCUACGGACAUCAACGAUGGCCCUCGUGUACCCUGUAGCCAAGUGCUGCGCACCAGUCUGGACCAGAAGCAGUCACCACUCUACUUGUUGAUGUCCAACUGAACACUGCAAUGUGGUGUGUCACCAGAGCCCUCGAGUCGACCCCAACACCUUGGCUGCGCGUGCUGUCACCAAAUCUCUGUCCCACCCAUCCGCCGCAACGCUGCAACCCUCCAGGGAGGCCUGAAAAUCGAGGGAAGCAGUCGCCUUCCCAUUCACUGGGACCUCAAUAACGUCCCUCGGCAUCGCUUGAAGUCACGCCAAGCGCUUUUGGACCCACGCGCUUAACCUGCAUCAAUGUGAGUUCAACCCGAUGAAGCGUGGGGAGCUGAAUGGAGUUCAAAAGGACUCACAAACACCACCUUGUGAAGACCCAACGCUGAAGAUCACUGGGUUCGAUCUUCCACGAAGCUCAUGGUCCACCAUAACCACAUCCACUGCACAACCCAGGGCAGUAGAUGUCGGUAUCUGAUGCACAAAUGGAAAAUUGAAACGCUCCAGUGUGCGACUGUGUUUCAUCCAGAACAGACCGUAGUGCAACGCUUAACGACGCAAUGGCAGAUCCACAAAUACGAAGGGGACUUCACAGCUGCUCCUGACGCGGUUGUGUGCCUUCAUAACCACCUGCACGUGGAACUGCAGUUGUUGAUCUGCAUCAGCCAUACGACAGAAGAAGACUCAAGUGGUCUGUAAUUUGAUUAUAAUUUGUCCAUCUCUGAACACGACUCCAAACUACAGUGGCUCCAAAAUAACCCCGCGGCUUCCAUCGCUUCGCUCCAACCCUUACCCUGGCUCGCCAACAAACCAUGGGCACAGCUCAAUACCGCUAUCCUGCUCCCCCCAGAGCUCUCUCUCCACGUCUUCCCCUGUACCUCUCCUCCACCUUCCACACUCCGCUGACCACGGCAAACGUCCUACGGAGCGCCGUUUCUCUGAUUCUCACUCAGCAGCAGCAGCAUCCCAAGCACCUUUAAGCAGCAGCAGCUCCAGGCUCGCACCUGCCCAGGCUGGCGUACGAGGGGGGACUUUGACGUCUGGAUCUGCGCCUCUCGAGUUCUCGAUCGAACAAUGCAUCCGAUACGUGAAAUAUGCGUGCCUUGUAAAUUGUGUUUUUUUAUUCUAAUAAAUGUUUACUGUGUUA